CCCGCCAGCGCUGACCCUCGUCCGCGCGUGUCGCCCAUCCCUCCGGCGCCCGCUGCCGGGAAAGGAGGCCACUCCAGGCUGAGCGGCCGCUCCGCGAGGUGAACCUGCAGCCCGGAAAGGCGGUGCGGCGAAGCCCCGAGCCGGAUCCUCCUCGGACCGGGCCCCAGCGGACCGGCACCGCCGGCAUGUCGGAGGCGCGGAAGGGGCGGGAUGAGACGGACGAGAGCCAGUAUGACUCGGGCAUCGAGUCUCUACGCUCUCUGCGGUCCCUGCCUGAGCCUACCCCGGUCUCUGCCCCCGGGUCCUCGGAAGGCGGGGGCGCCCAGCCUUGGACCCCUCCUACGGGCACCGCCGAGGACACACAGGAGAAGGAAGACACAGAUGGGGACCGAGCCGACUCUACCUAUGGCUCCUCUUCGCUCACAGAGCCCCUGCCUUUUUUGGGGGGUGCCGAGACCGAAGAUCCAGCUCCAGGCUCACCUCUCCCCACCACGGGGGCGCUGAGCCCACAGCAGCUGGAAGCUCUCACUUACAUCUCAGAUGACGGAGACACGCUGGUCCACCUGGCAGUGAUUCAUGAGGCCCCAGCUGUGCUGCUCUUUUGCCUGACUUUGCUGCCCCAGGAAGUCCUGGACAUUCAGAACAACCUUUACCAGACUGCGCUCCAUCUCGCUGUACAUCUGGACCAGCCAGGUGCAGUCCAGGCCUUGGUGCUGAAGGGGGCCAGCCGGGAACUACAGGACCGGCAUGGUGACACAGCCCUGCAUGUGGCCUGUCAGCGCCAGCAUCUGGCCUGUGCCCGCUGCCUGCUGGAGGGACAGCCAGAAACUGGCAGAGGACCACCUCACUCCCUGGACCUCCACCUGCAAAACUGGCAAGGUUUGACCUGUCUCCACAUCGCCACCCUGCAGAAGAACCCCACGCUCAUGGAACUGCUGCUUCAGAACGGAGCUGACAUUGAUGCGCAGGAGGGCACGAGCGGGAAGACAGCGCUGCACCUGGCCGUGGAGACCCAGGAGCGGGGUCUGGUGCAGUUCCUGCUGCAGGCUGGGGCCCGGGUGGAUGCCCGUAUGCUCAAUGGUUGCACACCCCUGCACCUCGCAGCUGGCCGGGGCCUCAACAGCAUCUCAUCCACUCUGUGCCAGGCAGGUGCUGACUCCCUGCUUCGGAACGUGGAGGAUGAGACUCCACAAGACCUGGCUGAGGAUCCCCUUGCUCUGUUGCCCUUCGAUGAUCUGAAGAUCUCAGGGAAGCCGCUGCUGUGUGCCGACUGAAGCCAGGGCAGUGUCAGGGGCUCUGGAGCCUCCACUUCUUCCCAUCUGGAAGCUGCUGCAGUUUUGGCCCAAGCAUUGCGUGCCCUUCUGGUGUCCUAGGGACUGCUGAGGCCAGAGUCUGAGACCAGCACAGCCCUAAUCUGAGAAGCAGGUUCACAAGUGAGAGCCAGUCUGGAAGAAAGAGCUUCCCAGGUGGAAGAAAUUCUUGGAAGACUCCCAGAGCCCCAGGUGUCCUGGGUGAAGCAUGUUUGCCUCUCUUGAGAAUGACAAGGGCUCUUGUUUCUACCCAUGUUGGGUCAGCCUGAAACUGCCAAUCUUCAGGAAAAAGAGACUCUUCUGAGUGAAGAGAAAGGCUGAAAUAUGAACAAGCAGGGCCCUGAAGGGUUCCAUCUCACCGCUGUUGAGGAUUCUUAAACACUUGUUUAACGACUUCAUAUAGAGGGCCCUGAACUCAGCCUUUGGGGAGGGGGUAGUUUCAAUUACAUGACACUAAAAUAUCAGAGACUUUUAAAAUGCCCUCCCCUGUCAGUUAUUUUGCGUGCAUGCAGGUCUGCGUACACUGGGGAAUUUUAGACAGACCUGCCUUGAGACGUUGUGGUAGAGGUAGAGAGUGGGAUAUUGUCACUUGAGCAGUGUAGAGCCUUGUUAGAUAGGGAAGAGGGACUAACAGCCCUCAGGCCUUUCUGCCCAGCACAGACCCCUGCCCUUCCUGUGGAAAUGCAGAGGGAUAAGAGGUGGGAGGCCUCACUAUUGCCCUGGAGGUUGCCAUCUAGGAGAGACUGUAGAGAAGGGCUAGCAUAAGAAGGGUGACUUCAGGGAGCUGUGGCUGUGUUAUGUUCUCUCCUCUCAUUCCACACACGUGUGAGGGUCCUGUGAGGUCAGGCCUAUGCUGGCAUGAAGAAUAUGGGCAAAUAAACCAACACAGUCCCUGGCCACUUGGAGUUUAUAGUGAGUGAAAUAGCCAUUAAAAUCAUUAACAUCCAAAUAAAUCUGUAAUUACAAACAGU
Molecule: messenger RNA, 2281 nt
Organism: Talpa occidentalis (Iberian mole)
Lineage: Eukaryota; Metazoa; Chordata; Mammalia; Eulipotyphla; Talpidae
Gene: NFKBIE
Product: NFKB inhibitor epsilon
Exons: 6
Coding region: 186-1274 (362 amino acids)
Biological process (GO): cellular response to lipopolysaccharide; signal transduction
Cellular component (GO): cytosol
Molecular function (GO): protein binding
Source: RefSeq, a predicted model, not a curated record